Molecule: messenger RNA, 2859 nt
Organism: Thyridium curvatum
Lineage: Eukaryota; Fungi; Ascomycota; Sordariomycetes; Thyridiales; Thyridiaceae
Exons: 8
Coding region: 1-2859 (952 amino acids)
Biological process (GO): secondary metabolite biosynthetic process
Molecular function (GO): FAD binding
Source: RefSeq, a predicted model, not a curated record
AUGGCUACCCCGCAAAAGAAGCCCUUCCACCUCGCCAUCAUCGGCGGAGGUAUCACGGGCGUGACGCUGGCCAUCGCUCUCCAGAGGCGAAACAUCCAGUGCACCAUCUAUGAGCAGUCGGCCGGUUUCGGCGAGAUCGGCGCCGGCGUCGGUCUGCACCCAAACGGCGUGCGGGCGAUGGAGAUAUGCGACCCCCGCCUCGUCGACGGCUUCAACAAGAUCGCCACGCGCAACAAGUGGCCAUCCAAGGAUAGGGUAUGGUUUGACUUUCUGGACGGUACCUCCACCGUCCCAGCACCGGAGUUGAAGCCCCUAUUCACGGUGGACGGGCGUGGGCCAAAUGAGGGAGGCGGGGUGCACCGCGCCAGGUUCCUGGAGGAGAUGGUGAAGCUGCUGCCAGGCGAUAUCGCACACUUCAAUAAGCGCCUCGAUACCAUUGUCGAUGAUACGCAAGGGCCGACGGGCAAGAUGUUGAUGAGGUUCUACGACGGGUCGACCGCGGAGGCGGACGCAGUGCUGGGCUGUGACGGGAUCAAGUCGCGCACGCGAGAGGUUGCUGUCGGCAAGGACAGCCCGCAGGCCCGGUGCAAGUACAGUCACAAGUAUGCCUAUCGGGGGCUGAUACCGAUGGAGGAUGCCAUCGAGGCGCUUGGGGCGGAGAAGGCAGAGAAUGCGCAGCUUUGGAUGGGACCAGACCGUCAUGUUCUAACAUUCCUUGUCAAUCGGGGCGCGACAAUGAAUCUUGUUGCCUUUGUCUCAGACCCCAAUGAAUGGCCUAACCGUGGAAGCCUGGUGCAGCCCGCAACAAAGGAGCAGGCCUUGGAGGAUUUCAAGGGGUUCGGUCCGAACGUCCUUAACCUGAUAGACAAGAUCAAGGGCGAUUUCGACAAAUGGGGACUGUUUGAUCUCGCAGACAACCCAGUCUCGUCAUUCUGCAAAGGCCGCAUCUGUCUUGUGGGAGAUGCGGCUCAUGCCAGUACUCCGCACCACGGUGCCGGCGCCGGAUUCUGUCUCGAGGACUGCGCCACUCUGGCGUCUAUCCUGGAUGAUGAUAGUGUUCAGAGUGCUAGCGAUCUAGAGGUCGCCUUCCAGUCAUUCGAUGCCAACAGAAGGGAGCGCGAUCAGUGGCUGCCCCAAAGUAGUCGGAGGGCGGCAAACAUCUAUGAGUGGCGAAGCUCGGAGCUUGGGAGGGACUACGAUGUUAUAAGACAGGACAUUAUCGAUAGGCAGGCGUAUGUUUGGAACGUUGACCUGGACAAGAUGAUUGCUGAGGCUCGAGAGGACCUGGCAGAACGGAUGACACGAAGCCGGGAGCCUCCCACGCUGGUGCCGUCCGUUCCUUCGAACGUUCAAGCAGUGUCGUCGCCUGCUCCCCGGAUAUUAGCUCACCUUCCGCCUAAUUGGCAUUUAAUCUACGCCGAUCCCUCUCCUCGCUCCGCCCAAAUACCCUUCCCACACACCACCCUCCGCAGUAUCAUCAUUGGCAGCCCCCUUCGUUCCGCUCGACUACUUCCCUUUACACCCGUGACAGCGUUCCACAAAACAAAGAUGCGUUGGUCUCAGCUUGUUGCAGCGGUGGCUGCUCUGAGCAGCUCUGCGCAAGCAGUCGACCCGCUCCCCUUCCCCACGAGCUGCACCGGCGUCACGGCCACCCGGUAUCAGAACAGGGUCGACAGCGGCUGGAAGAUGACCAAGCUGCUCGGCGGCCUGCGGCAGCCCCGGACCGUCAUCUGGGACCCGCUCGGCAACAUGCUCGUCCUGCAGGCCACCAGGGGCGUCAGCGUGCACACGUUCGGCGCCGACGGCUGCGUCAACAGCAGCACCCAGAUCGUCACCAACGUCGGCCUCAACCACGGCCUGUCCCUGACGCCCGACGGCAAGACGCUCUACGCCAGCUCCCAGACCACGGCCUGGGCGUGGGACUACGACGCCGCGACGCGCAAGGUCAGCAACCAAAAGGUCGUCAUCCGCGGCAUCGGCCAGGGCAUCCACUCAACCCGCACAAUGGUCGUCGUGCCGCAGGCGCCCAACAUCGUGCUCGUUGCCGUCGGCAGCAACAACAACUGGGACUAUCAGUCCGGGAGCCCAGCCACGGGGCGCGCCUGCAUAAAGGCGUUCGACAUGAGCAAGGUGCCUGCGGGUGGAUACAGCUACAACACCGAUGGCUACCAGAUGGGCUACGGACUGCGUAACGAGGUUGGCAUUACAAUCGACCCGGCUGGACAUGCUUGGGGUGUGGAGAACAGCGGCGAUGACUUCCGUCGCACUGUCAACGGCCAGUCCACCGACAUUCACAUCGACAACCCCGGCGAGGAACUGAACUACCUCGGCGACCCGACCAAGCCCAACAACAACUGGUACGGCUACCCGACCUGCUUCACCGUCUGGGGCGCCAACCUCAUCCGCGACGCCCAGUUCAAGACGGGCGACCAGUUCGUCGUGACGCCCAACGCGACCUUCAACGACGCCAGCUGCGUCGGCAAGUCGGUCCCGCCGCGCCUGACCCUGCCCGCCCACACGGCGCCCAUCACCAACGCCUUCGACAAGGACGGCGCCAACAUGUACGUCACCCUGCACGGGUCCUGGGACCGCCAGCCCGCCUCCGGCUACAGCGUCAUCGAGAUCCCCUUCACCAAGACCGCCGAGGGCCUCUACGAGCCCGUCGCCAAGGCCGACAGCCAGACGGGCUUCAAGACCAUCUGGGGCGCCGCCAACCCGGGCUCGUGCCAGUCCAUGGGCCUGCAGCAGAGCAACUGCUUCCGCCUCGCGGGCCUGGGGUGGGACCCCGCGGGCACGCGCCUGAUGGUGACGAGCGACAACAGCGCCGAGGGCGAGAUCUUUAUGCUGGCUAAGAAAUAA